This is a messenger RNA of Polychytrium aggregatum, 3165 nucleotides long. RefSeq names its product P-loop containing nucleoside triphosphate hydrolase protein. The transcript has 13 exons. Gene Ontology annotation, cellular component: U2-type catalytic step 2 spliceosome; cytosol; U4/U6 x U5 tri-snRNP complex. Gene Ontology annotation, molecular function: translation elongation factor activity; GTPase activity; GTP binding. The coding region runs from base 119 to 3061 and encodes 980 amino acids. NCBI's taxonomy places the organism in Eukaryota, Fungi, Chytridiomycota, Chytridiomycetes, Polychytriales. Gene Ontology annotation, biological process: mRNA splicing, via spliceosome. The record is from RefSeq and is a predicted model, not a curated record.
CGACCGCACACCGCCUGCCACCGCCCCUCAACCCAGCCGACGUCCCUGUCGAUUCAUCAUCUGAUCUCACUCGGAUCCGCCUGCUUGUCCCUAUCCCUGCCAAACCAACGACGCCGCCAUGGACUUGGAUCUGUACGACGAAUUCGGCAACUACAUCGGCCCCGAGCUCGAGGACGAGGACGAGAAUGUCCAUCCCGAGGCCGAUAUCGGAUACGUCCCGGACGACCAGAAUCUGGAUCAGCCUGAGGACGACAACGGCCAUGACCAGAGCUCCACCGCUCUCAUGCAGAUCGAUGAUGCACCUGUCCAGAGCCAGAUCGUCCUCCAUGAGGAUAAAAAGUACUACCCCACGGCCGAGGAGGUGUAUGGUCCAGACGUCGAAACCCUCGUCCAGGAGGAGGAUACCCAGCUUCUGACCGAGCCCAUCAUCGCUCCUGUCAAGAAGGCCAAGACCUACGUUCUCGAGAAGAAUUUGCCCGAGACAAAGUUCAACAAAGAGUUCCUGGUCGAUCUCAUGGGCUUCCCCAACUUGAUCCGCAACGUUGCCGUCGUGGGGCACCUCCAUCAUGGCAAGACCGCAUUUCUGGAUAUGCUCAUCAACGAGACACACGAUAUGCAGUGGGAUGUCGAAAACCCAACCCGCUACACCGACGUCCACACCCUCGAGCGGGACCGCGGCAUGAGUAUCAAGAGCAUCCCGAUGACUGUUGUGUCGCAAGAUUUGACUGGGAAAUCCUAUCUGCUGAACAUGUUUGAUACCCCUGGCCAUGUCAACUUCUCCGACGAAGUGUCCGCUGCGCUUCGGAUUGCCGACGGCGCCAUCCUGGUUGUCGAUGCCGUCGAGGGUGUCAUGUGCCAAACCGAGCGUCUCAUCCGCCACAUCGUCUCCGAGAAAGUGGCUCUGACAUUGGUCAUCAACAAGGUCGACCGCCUCAUCCUGGAGCUCAAACUGCCUCCCACCGAUGCUUACUUUAAGCUCAAGCACACGAUCGAGGAAGUCAAUGCCAUCCUGGGAGCCUGCAGCAACAACGAACUCCGCGUCUCGCCCGAGCUCGGCAAUGUCUGCUUUGCAUCGACACAGUAUGGCUGGUGCUUCUCUCUCAAGUCCUUUGCAAAGAUGUAUGCCGACAACUUUGAGAGCUUCGACGUCGACGCCUUUGCCCUCCGGCUCUGGGGCGAUAUCUAUUUCGACGCGCAGAAGCGGUCGUUCCGACGCAAACCCACCGACUCGGCCAACAAGCGCACCUUUGUGCACUUCAUUCUCGAGCCCUUGUUCAAGAUCUAUUCGCAGGUCAUUGGAGAGGACAGCGCAGCGCUGAAGCAGACUCUGGGCAGCCUCGGCAUCCACCUCAAGCCCAACCAGUACGGCAUCAACGUGCGGCCGCUGCUCUGGCUCGUGUGCGGCGAGUUCUUUGGGAACUCGAGCGGACUUGUCGACAUGCUCGUCAAGCACGUCCCCUCGCCCGCGGAGAACGCAGAACGAAAGAUCUCGCACAUCUACACCGGCGACCAGGACGGACCCAUUGCAAACGCCAUGAUCAACUGCGACCCCAACGGUCCUUUGAUGAUCCACAUCGUGAAGCUGUACAACUCGGAGAACAUGUCCCAGUUCGAGGCCUUUGGUCGCAUCAUGAGCGGCACAAUCUCAACGGGCCAGAGCGUCCGCGUUCUUGGUGAGGGCUACUCGCCAGAAGAUGAGGAGGACAUGGCAGUGCAGACUGUGGGCUCGCUGGCGGUCUUCCAGUCGCGCUACAAGAUCAAGGUCACCAGCGCCUCGGCCGGCAGCUGGGUGAUCAUAUCCGGCAUCGACAACUCGAUCAUCAAGACGGCCACAGUCACAUGCAACACCAAGAGCGACGACGAAGUCCGCAUCUUCCGCCCUCUGCACUUCAACACCGCGCCUGUGCUGAAGGUUGCGGUCGAGCCCGUCAACCCCACGGAGCUGCCCAAGAUGCUGGACGGCCUGCGUAAAAUCAACAAGAGCUAUCCGCUUGUCCAGACCCGCGUCGAGGAGAGUGGCGAACACAUCAUCCUCGGCACAGGCGAGCUGUAUCUGGACUGCGUCCUGCACGACCUGCGCCGGCUGUACUCGGAGAUCGACAUCAAGGUGGCUGAUCCCGUCGUGCGCUUCUGCGAGACGGUUGUGGAGACGUCGUCGCUCAAGUGCUUUGCCGAGACCCCGAAUAAGAAGAACAAGCUGACAAUGAUUGCCGAGCCGCUGGAGAAGGGCAUCGCCGAGGACAUCGAGAACCUGGUCAUCGACACCAAGUGGACGGCCAAGAAGCUUGGCGAACACUUUACCAGCAACUACGGAUGGGAUAUUUUGGCCGCCCGCAAUAUCUGGGCCUUUGGACCGGACGAAUACGGACCCAACAUCCUUGUCAACGACACGCUGCCAGCCGAGACCGAUAGGCAGCUGCUUUUGUCGGUGCGCGACUCUAUCCGACAGGGCUUCCAAUGGGGCACCCGCGAGGGCCCACUCUGCGACGAGCCGAUCCGAAAUGUCAAGUUCCGGGUUUUGGAUGCUGCUUUGGCAAGCGAGCCCAUCUACCGCGGUGGCGGUCAGAUCAUCCCGACCGCCCGCCGUGUCUGCUACUCUUCGUUCCUGAUGGCCACACCGCGGCUGAUGGAGCCCGUCUACUAUGUCGAAGUCCAGGCUCCGGCCGACUGUGUGGCUUCUGUCUACAGCGUCCUUGCUCGGCGAAGAGGACAUGUCACCCAGGAUAUCGCCAAGGCCGGCUCCCCGCUCUACACCGUCAAGGCGUACAUCCCUGUGAUCGACUCGUGCGGCUUCGAGACGGACCUGCGAACGCACACGCACGGACAGGCCUUCUGCCAGCAGGUCUUUGAUCAUUGGCAGAUUGUCCCAGGCGACCCGCUUGACAAGUCGAUUGUCCUGCGGCCUCUGGAGCCCUCGACGGCCCAGCACCUUGCGCGCGACUUUAUGAUCAAGACACGAAGACGCAAGGGCCUCAGCGAGGACGUUGCCAUCACCAAGUUCUUUGACGAUCCCAUGCUUCUCGAGCUGGCCAAGGUCGAUGGCGGACUGUUUGGACUCUAGCGGCCCUCGGCUUUGAGUGAUGUGGGCAUGCAUGGAUACCGCUUGUAUCCGCCGGUGGUGGUGGUGGAUGUCGGACCGGGCGGAGUGUGAUUCGGGUCUCGCAG